CCUGGCCCCUGACGGUCGCGGGUGUCCGUUUGCGGGGCGCCUCCCCACGCGCCCGGAACCCCGGGGACGCGAGCUGUCGUGAUGCCCACUUUGCAGUUGGGAAGCUGAGGCCCAAGAGCUGCCCCUGGCCCGAGGGCCGCUGCUGGACUCAGCCGGCCAGCCUGCUCUCUGCUGCCAAGCGCCCCGAGAUUGGGCCCUCUCCCACGGGGUGCAGGCUUCAAGCUGGGAAAGAGGGGGUGAGGAAGGUUUGCUCUUGGGCCCGUGGCGUUUGUGUCCCCUCUGCCUUCAACCUGUUGCAGCGGCGUGAGCAUGGAGCCUGCACUCAAGAGUUUGCCCUGGCGUCCCUGUGUGACCGCCACCUCCCCUCAGACAGCCAGGGUAGGGGUGAACCUGCCCUUUCACAGAUAAGUCUCCCGGAAACUAACCGAGUAACAAGUUCUGACAUGGUGGGGGCGGUAAGGACCUGCACCUGGAUGUCAUGACUGCAGCCCCACCCCGUGUCCACUUACCUGGCUGCCAGUGACCCUUCCCGUCACUAGGAGGUGAGGUCGGACGAGGGCUGACCCCAGAGGCCUCAGCACUGUUGAGGAACCCUGUUGGGGCUGCUUGCCUGCUUCAAGGAAGCAGGGACUGUCUGUGCUGUUGCUGGAUGCACUUUACGUUUUCCUUCCUCUGCCCCUUUUUUGCCCCAGAUAAGGAAUCCUACUUCAUCACAGCGUGAAAGACAAAUCCUUCUCACUUUGGACCCAGCUGUCUUGGCAAACCUGAGUAAAGAAAAGUGUCUUUGACCCCAAAAGAGGCUGAGGGCGCCGUGGGCGGGGCGGGCGUGUGGUGGGUCAUGGCCGCAGCCUCUGAGGGCUCUGAGGAGGGUUUUCCUACCUGGAAAUGUCCCAUUAAGAUUUAUCCUAGAACGGUCACGCUCCAGCAGGCAGGGUUCAAUGUUUUUGUCCUCCUCAGGGCCAGCGGCCCCCAGCUAUGAUAUGGGGGGUUUUUCUGGAAGAACCAGCUUGCUUCUGUCUGUGGACAAGGCCGUGGGUUGGGAGGACACUCCAGACCUCUGCUGGGACGAGAGCUUCCAUUCAGUUCCUGCAGGUGUGCAUAUCUUCAGCAGGCCUUGGGGGAAGAUGGCGGCCCUGGGGGACAGUCAGAAGCCCCUUCAUGUCCUGUCCCCCAUCGGUCUCGAGUCACCGGGGACACCUGGAGCCCACCACCACCACGAGGCCCAGCUUCACCUCCACAGUCAUCAACAUGGCUUCCCCAGCUGCAGCCUUGAGGUGCUUUCCCAGCCACCCCAGGAGGAGGAGCUGUCGGACCUGGAUCUCCAGAACGUGGAGGAGGUCCAGACUGGCAGAGACACCUGCUGGCCGGGUGAGUGGACAGAACCUGCCCUGCGGCCCUGCCCAGGAAGAUUCCGAGUCAGAGCCCGCGCAGGCUCUGUCGUCCCCCCACCCACACGGUCCUGAAGACAAGGUGGACCAGGACGGGGGGGUGCUGAGGACCCUUCUGCAGAGCCUUCCCCAUAGACCCAAGUGUGGGGACAGCUUUGGGCCAGAGUCCAGCUUGGAGCAGCCAACAGGCCAGCCGCCUGGGGCCGGGCCCUGCACCCAGAAGAGAGGCACCUGGCGCCGGCCGCAGGGAGCCUCCGGGACGGAUGGCGUCCUAGACCGGGCUGCUGAGCUGGGGGACAGCUUCGGUCUGGGUGUGGGCCCCGGGGCCCGGCCGGCCGGCCCGCAGGGCGGGAAGCCGCACAGGUGUGAGGCCUGCGGCAAGAGCUUCAAGUACAACUCGCUGCUGCUGAAGCACCAGCGCAUCCACACCGGUGAGAAGCCCUACGCCUGCCACGAGUGCGGCAAGCGCUUCCGUGGCUGGUCGGGCUUCAUCCAGCACCACCGCAUCCACACAGGCGAGAAGCCCUAUGAGUGCGGCCAGUGCGGCCGCGCCUUCAGCCACAGCUCACACUUCACGCAGCACCUGCGCAUCCACAACGGUGAGAAGCCGUACGAGUGCGGCGAGUGCGGCCAGGCCUUCAGCCAGAGCUCCAACCUGGUGCGGCACCAGCGGCUGCACACGGGCGAGAAGCCGUACGCCUGCAGCCAGUGCGGCAAGGCCUUCAUCUGGAGCUCCGUGCUCAUCGAGCACCAGCGCAUCCACACGGGCGAGAAGCCCUAUGAGUGCCCCGACUGCGGCAAGGCCUUCCGCGGCCGCUCCCACUUCUUCCGGCACCUGCGGACCCACACGGGCGAAAAGCCCUUUGCCUGUGGCGCCUGCGGCAAGGCCUUCAGCCAGAGUUCCCAGCUCAUCCAGCACCAGAGGGUCCACUACCGGGAGUAGCGGGCGCAGGGGCCGUGGCUGGGCCACAGAGGGACGUGGGGCAGCGGCCUUGGAUGGCGGGGAGGGCUCCUGCCUUCUCAUCCUUACUGGCUGGCACAACCAGCACCACGUGCCAUGUCCCGAAUAAAUUCUUUUUACUCGAUGGAAA
Messenger RNA from Camelus dromedarius (Arabian camel), 2479 nucleotides. RefSeq names its product GLI family zinc finger 4 (gene GLI4). The record is from RefSeq and is a predicted model, not a curated record. The coding region runs from base 976 to 2331 and encodes 451 amino acids. Gene Ontology annotation, biological process: regulation of transcription by RNA polymerase II. Gene Ontology annotation, molecular function: DNA-binding transcription repressor activity, RNA polymerase II-specific; RNA polymerase II cis-regulatory region sequence-specific DNA binding. Gene Ontology annotation, cellular component: transcription regulator complex; chromatin; PcG protein complex. The transcript is spliced from 4 exons. Lineage: Eukaryota; Metazoa; Chordata; Mammalia; Artiodactyla; Camelidae.